This is a messenger RNA of Erythranthe guttata (spotted monkey flower), 1516 nucleotides long. RefSeq lists its product as uncharacterized. NCBI's taxonomy places the organism in Eukaryota, Viridiplantae, Streptophyta, Magnoliopsida, Lamiales, Phrymaceae. The record is from RefSeq and is a predicted model, not a curated record.
CCACACCUCACGGGUUUCCGAGGGAAACCCUUCAAAUUUCAAAUCAUCCGUAUUCAUUUCGCCAUUUACAUUUUUCCCCCAUUUCUCCUAAUUACAGCAAAACGAGGCGAACAAAAACUCACAGAUACUCUCCGAUCCAAUCAAUCUCGGAAUAUCUCGUUUCUCCGUUCAAUUUCGCCGUCGUUAGGGCUCGUGUUUUGCCCCCCCUCCACCAAUGGCGUACGGCGGCGGUGAUGUCGGGCCGUGCUUUAAUCUGCCCGACGAGAUUCUAUCCGUGAUGCCGACGGACCCGUACGAGCAGCUGGAUCUGGCGCGUAAGAUUACGUCCAUGGCUAUUGCGUCGCGCGUGACCAAUCUCGAGGCGGAGGCCGUCGGCCUCCGCCAGAAGCUCCGGGAAAAGGACCGCCUCAUUCAGGAGCUCGAGGACAAGGCCUCCCGCCUCGAGGGCGCGUGUCAGGACGCAGAAUUGCGGUUCAGAAUCGCGAUCGAGGAUAACAUGAAGCUAUUGAAGGAGAAGGAGUCCCUGGAUUUGAAUGUGAAGAAACUUAAUCGUGAUUUGGCUAAGCUGGAGACAUUUAAAAGGCAGCUGAUGCAGUCGUUAAAUGAUGAAAAUUCUCCACAAACAGAAACUGUAGAUAUCGGGACUUACGACCAAUCAACCCCCAAGAAAUACUCCGAACCUGAAGUGGAGUCUGGUGGAGGCAGAAGAAGUUAUUCUUACAACGGGUCAACUGACAUCACAAUCAUAAACGAUGACGCUCCUAAGCUGGUGCAAAGAUUUCCAUUUACUCCAUAUCAAAAAACCCGAGUUACUCAAACUGGAACCCCAAAACUUAUUACAAGUGUGGAGCUGCCCCAUAAUAGGGCGUACUCAUCUGCUGGUUCUCCUCAGGGAAUGUCUGCCCCUGCUUCUCCGAGAACUCAAUAUGAAGGAUCGGGUUCAUUUUCUUCGUGUUUCCCAUCAAGCCAGUUGUCAUCGGCCACAAACUCUCCUCCUCGUGGACGCCAAUUGUCAGCUCGCUCUCCUCGCAUCAAUGGGAAGGAGUUCUUCCGUCAAGUCAGGAGUCGUUUAUCGCUUGAUCAAUUCACUGCAUUUUUAACCAACAUAAAGGAAUUAAACGCACAAAAGCAAUCUCGUGAGGAAACACUGAGAAAAGCAGAAGAGAUCUUCGGGGUGGAUAAUAAAGAUCUCUAUAUAUCAUUUCAAGGGUUGCUUAACCGUAGCAAUCAAUAGAAGAGAUAUUGGAAUUGGGAAGCGGUUUUUUCACGACAAUCAAACUUUAUGGUUCGUCGAUUUUCGCCCCCUCACUUGGAGAGCACUGCUGUAUCAGGUGGAACAAAUACCAGGUUCCUUCCUCUCCAGCUAAAUACUUCUAAAGAUAUUUCGUCCCGUAAAUAUCAAAUCUCGACUCUUGCAUGCCCCCCCGAUCACGAAUCACAAUACUUCAAUCUUUUUCGAUUCAAUUAUUUAUUUAGUGAAUCAUUCAACACACACACACACACACACACACACACA